UUGUCAAUAAACGCCGUUGUGCAAUUUGAAAAAUAAAAAAACCCUAGAGCUCAGGGCUUGUCAGCGACCGCUUCCGGCCAGCCGGACUGUGCAAGCGCCGCCGCGUCGGCCCUUCUCUCCAAGCAUUUUGCCGUCACGAAAGCCCCUUCCUCUUUCGCCGAUUUCAAGCCACCUGCAAGGCAAGCUACUCCACGGGUACGUAAGAUUGGAGCCAGUUGUUGUGCCAAUUUACACAACAACAUUGAGCAUGUUGGAGUUAGGAAUGGAAGUGGAAUCUGUAGGUAAGAGUGUUAUGUGCCUUCUCGAAGACCCACAAGGAAAUCCUUUGGACAGUCCCAUGUUCCUUCCUUUAACGUUUGGCCCUGAACAUCUAUUACAAGUUGUUAAUCAACUUCUUAACAAUGAGGAGAAGUUGCCAUACGCUUUCUAUGUGUCAGACAAAGAACUUAUUGUGCCGCUUGGUGUAUACUUGGAGAAGAAUAAAGUUUCUGUGGAGAAGGUGCUCUCGAUAGUUUAUCAACCUCAAGCUGUUUUCCGUGUCAGACCAGUCUAUCGUUGCUCUGCAACUAUUGCUGGUCAUAGAAACAAAAUAAUAUCGGUUUCCUUUAGUCCUGAUGGUCGACAAUUGGCCAGCGGAUCAGGAGAUGCUACUGUUCGACUAUGGGAUCUCAAUACACAGACACCAUUACACAUAUGUAGAGGACACAAGGAUUCAGUUAUUUGUGUUGCAUGGUCACCUGAUGGUAAACAUCUUGUAAGUGGGGGAAAGGCUGGAGAAAUUUUCAGUUGGGAUCCUCAAACAGGGAAGCAAUUAGGGAGACCACUUGCGGCCCAUAAGGGUUGGAUUAGUAGUAUCUCUUGGGAACCAGUCCAUCUAAAUGCUCCGUGUCGACAUUUUGUAAGUGUUGGUGAAGAUGGCGAUGCACGUAUAUGGGAUGUUGUACUGAGGAAAUGUGUUAUAUGUCUCAGCGGACAUAGAGCUGGAGUGACGUGUGUAAAAUGGGGCGGAGAUGGAAAUAUUUAUACAGGCUCCAAGGAUGGAACUAUAAAAGUUUGGGAAACUUCACAAGGGAAGCUAAUUCGUGAAUUAAAGGGCCAUGGGAACCGGAUUAACUCUCUUUCAUUGAGCACUGAUUAUGUCCUUCGUACUGGAGCUUUUGAUCACACCAGUAAGCAAUAUUCAUCAGCAGAGGAAAUGAAGAAGGUUGCUUUGGAGAGGUACAACAAGAUGAAAGGCAGCGGUCCUGAAUUAUUAGUUUCUGGAUCCGAUGAUUGGACAAUGUUCCUUUGGGAACCUUCUGUUGGCAAGCUACCAAAAACCCGCAUGACUGGUCAUCAACAGCUUGUAAUGCAAGCUUGCUUUUCACCUGAUGGGCGAUGGAUAGCUAGUGCCUCAUGCGAUAAAUCUGUAAAGUUAUGGAAUGGUACUACAGGAAAAUUUAUUGCUACUUUCAGGGGCCAUGUUCGGGAUGUCUACCAGAUCAGCUGGUCAGCUGAUAGUCGGCUUCUUUUAAGUGGCAGUGCAGACUCUACACUAAAGGUAUGGGAUGUCAGGUCACAGAAGUUGAAAGAAGACCUUCCUGGGCAUUCAGAUUGUGUUUUUGCUACUGAUUGGAGUCCAGAUGGUGAGAAGGCAGCUUCUGGUGGAGCUGAUGGAGUGUUGAAAUUAUGGAUGGGCUAGAUAACUUAAAGGACAACCAUCCGAAAUAGUAGUUAUACAUUAGUGGUGUGGGUAGGUACACGGAUUGCGCAGUUGGUUUUUGUAAGCUCUUUUGGAUGAAGACGUGAUUGUGGAAGAGCUUUUUUUAGAUGCUUUUUAUUAACAUGUUUGAAGGCUUUUUUAGUUCGCUGAUUUGAAUUUUUAAUUU
This is a messenger RNA of Morus notabilis, 1868 nucleotides long. RefSeq names its product notchless protein homolog. The transcript is spliced from 15 exons. NCBI's taxonomy places the organism in Eukaryota, Viridiplantae, Streptophyta, Magnoliopsida, Rosales, Moraceae. Gene Ontology annotation, biological process: ribosomal large subunit assembly. Gene Ontology annotation, molecular function: protein binding. Gene Ontology annotation, cellular component: nucleolus. The record is from RefSeq and is a predicted model, not a curated record. The coding region runs from base 248 to 1681 and encodes 477 amino acids.